GACAUUGGUCGGUGGGGACAGCGCGUUAAUUAAAGGCACGCUUCCCUGGGACGCGGCCAGUGCCAGAGACCGGGGUUGUAAAUAGGUACAAGAGACAAAGCUUAUGCAAAUCGCAGGCGGCGUGGCACGGGGCAGACAUGAUGCAGUCACCCACUCCUAUUCGAGGCGUGGGGGGUGGGGGUAGGUAUUGUCUCAAAGCGUAUAUAAACCGUUUUAUUUAGUCGUGUGCCAUACUCGCUGCUCACACGAGCUCAUUGCACCGAUCAGAAGAAAGCAACUUCAGUCGCGUGUCGCUGGAAGAAGUCAUCGCAAGAGGGAGAGGGCUGACACAACCCCGCGUCCACCCUUCUCAAUAAUGGAGUGCUUACAUUCCGAUUAUGAAAACAGCGAGCUCUCUUUCCCAAUGACAGACGAAGAAGACAGCGUGAGUUUCAUCAUUUCGUCGCCCAUCUCGUCGGCGGGCAACUCUUCAGCCGCGCUGUCGGCAGGACAGGCACCAGGCUCAGCCUGCGAGCGCCCGGACGAUGCGAGGGACAAGAAGCGCAAGCCGAGGGGUCGGUCGAGGGCGAAGCCUCAGGGCGGCGUGCACCUGGUGAAGAGAAGCCGGAGAACCAAGGCCAACGACCGCGAGAGGAACCGCAUGCACAACCUGAACUCGGCCCUCGACAACCUCCGCGGCGUCCUGCCCACCUUCCCCGACGACGCCAAGCUCACCAAGAUCGAAACGCUGCGAUUCGCUCACAACUACAUCUGGGCUCUGUCCGAAACUCUGCGGUUGGCCGACCAGUGCGUGGACGGUGGCAGAAAGCCGGCGAUGCUGCCCGCUUACCUGAAAGCACUGGAGCCUCCUAGCCCCGGCAGCGACGCGGGAUCCUGGCUGACCACGCCGUCCUCCUCCCCCGCGACCACUUGUACCUCCAACCCCACCAGCCCUUCCAACUCCGAGGACUACUCGUACAAAAGACAAUCAGACAGCUUCUUCCCAUUCCGCACUAUACAGAAAGAGUUCCUCAACGAGGUGUCUUACUUCAAUGAUUAUCACUGAAGGACUUCAACCCCCGAACUCACAAAGUGACUGUUUCACAACUAUGCCUUAUAAUUACAUGAUCGGUGUUCCUUCCAGAAAUUGUCAGCAGGGGAGAUCAGUAGGAUGUUUUUGUUAGAACACAAAGUGAUGGAUUUAAUAUAAGCGGGUCAGGCAGCAUCACUGGAGGACAUAAAUUUGGGUCGUUUUGGGUCGCGACCCUUCUUCAUUCAGGACAUUGAUGGGCGACCCGAAACGUCCAGAGAUGCUGCCUGACCCGCUGAGAUAUAGACUCAUACAGCGUGGAAACAAGCCCAGCGGCCCAACCUGCCCACACUGACCGAAGAUAGACACGAUACACUGGAGUAACGAAGCGUGACAGGCAGCAUCUCCGAAGAGAAGGAAUGGGUGAUGUUUCGGGUCGAGACCCUUUUCUCGAAACGUCACCCAUUCCUUCUCUCCAGAGAUGAUGCCUGUCCAGCUUUUUGUGUCUUCGGGUUAAACCAACAUCUGCAGUUCCUUCAUACACAUUUUGCCCACAUUGACCAACAUGUCCCAUCUACACUGGUCCCACUGGCCUGCGUUUGGCCCGUAUCCAUGUAAACAUAUUCUAUCCAAUUACUCCAGCACUUUGUGUUCUGCGUAAGAUUCCAACAUCUGUAGUUCCUUGUGCCCAAGAUAUAGUUUUACGUAUGUUAUAUAAAAUGGUAGUUACUUCGUUUAGAUAGAAAUGCAACACACCAUGAACAUUUUGUCAAUUUGCUAUUUGCUAAAGAGACGGAGGUUAGAAGUAAAAUGAUUAGCAUCGCUCGAAAGAGGUGUCAGUUCUUUGUAAACCCGUCUUAAACUGUUUGCCUCUGUGCACUUUCUGAUGUUUCACAAAAGCUUCCAUUGUCGGCCCCCGCAGAAUAGUCGCCGUCCCCUGUUAAAGCGAGUUAGGGUCAAAGAGAGAGAGAAUGAGAGAGUGAGAGAGGGGGGAGGGGGACGGGGAUGUGUUGCUGCAUGCGAGGUGAGAAGUCAGCUUUACAAUUUGUAGAGUCCUAAUGAAGAAAAAUGAGCGUGGAAAUUUAGUUUGAACGCCCUGACAAUGGGAUGAAAGGAGCGGAGAAAGGAGACAAGAGACAGCGAGUUCAUGCAUUAUGGAUCCCGACCUCCGGCGCAGUUCUGAGACUCUAGCCCUUUUGGCCACGGAUUUCAGGCCAAUCUGGCCACGACGUCCCUGUGUGAUAUUUAUUCAAAAAGAAGCAUUCAUAUGAAGAUGUAUUUUUUUUUGUAUAUAAAGAGUUUAUUCUAUUAUGUAUUCGGCCCAACUUUAAUACUUUGGUUCUUUAUACACGCCUUUUGUAAAUAAAGAUUUUAACGUUUUUACAAAGUAUAUGAUGUUCGCUUCAUUUUGGUUUAAAAACACCGACAAACACAUGUGGGGAAAAAAAUCACUUAAUUUGUGGUUGAGAUUUAAGAUGUACAUUUUCGGAAUGAAAUGAUACGGAAUUUUCUCUGUUUCAAAAUAAUUCAAUAGAUUUUAUAUACCUGACCAUGACUCAUCCCGUGUUACAGCUUAAUAAUUGAACAUGCACCGGUCUUCUGUCUAACAUUGGGAAAUAAAUUACAUUUAAGCCAAUUAACCCACACACAUGUGCAGGAAAGAACAGCAGAUGCUGGUUUAAAUCGAAGAUGGACACAAAAUGCUGGAGUAACU
Leucoraja erinaceus (little skate) is the source of this 2723-nucleotide messenger RNA. RefSeq names its product neurogenin 1 (gene neurog1). The record is from RefSeq and is a predicted model, not a curated record. NCBI's taxonomy places the organism in Eukaryota, Metazoa, Chordata, Chondrichthyes, Rajiformes, Rajidae. The transcript is spliced from 2 exons. Gene Ontology annotation, molecular function: protein dimerization activity. The coding region runs from base 356 to 1045 and encodes 229 amino acids.